Chara braunii is the source of this 1159-nucleotide messenger RNA. The record is from the annotation of a GenBank genome assembly. Lineage: Eukaryota; Viridiplantae; Streptophyta; Charophyceae; Charales; Characeae.
AGUGAAUCUUAGAGAGUCAGCUAGUAUACCAGUGUGUCCGGGUAGGUCUAAGUGGUGAGGAGUGGGGCUCUUGUCAUGCACCUAACACCACGAUGGACGACUAUCCUAUGUAUGGGUUGCUCAUUGGGUUCUCCCUCUGGGGGACCCUUUGGCGUCUCCUCUUUCCUCUGGGCUUCUGGCCCAUGUUCACGUGUAGAGUAGGGACUCGGGGUGGUACGUCCACCCAGCCUUACACGAAGGAGGAGGAGGAGAAGAUGGCCGUCAUCCUACAUGAGAGGAAGGAGAGAAAGGAGGCCAAGAAGAAGGCCUUGAAGGAGGAGCAGGCGGCCAAAUUGAAGAAGAUCGAAGAAGAGAUGGCCAGGGAGAAAGAGAGGUUGAAAAAGGAAGAAGAAGAGAAGCUGAAGGAGGUGGAAGAGGAGGAAGGCCCGACACUGCAAAGGAAUAGUGGGCAGCAUAGUGACAGCAACGGUGGGGACCUGGAGAAGAGGAUAUCCGAAUGGGUUGCCAAUCUGUCUGUGGGAGAAGAGGAAGAAGUUAGCAUGUAUAUCCCACAGGAUGAGCAAGAGGCUGCCAUGACGGCUUGGGAUGCAGAGAAAGAUCCCCUAAGACGACAGGCAUUGGAAGACGAAAAGAGGAUGGAGUGGAAACUAGCAGUGAUGAGGGAGAAGAAGAGGAGAGUUGAUAAGGCAGCGGAGGCGGCAGAAGAACUCGAGGAGGUGAAAAAGAUAGAAGAGCGAUUAGCCGCUCAAACCGAACUCCCGAACCAGAUGCGAAUUAUAGCACGAAGCAUCGCAAGCCUGACACGGAUUCAGACGGACCAAUAUGACUUCAGUAGGAGUCAAGAUAUAGCGGUGCGCUCGAUGCGAUUGGGCUUUCGGGACUUUGCUCGUGAGUUGGUAGGCGUUGUUGGAGCCGAGGUGGGUCAUCGCCUCGACAAGACUGAACGGUUUUGCGUUGGCGCCAUUGAAGGCGUCAAGGCGACAACUCCCAAGGAGGAGGAAGUACAUCCUCCUCGCCGGGAGCCGGUCAAGGUCAAAUUCCCUGAUUCCUACAGUGGGAAAAGGGAUGAAAAUUUUGACAACUAGGAGGCCAACAUUAAGACCUAUGUGCAUUUGCAACAAGUCUCCCCGGAUCAGCAGGUUCUAAUUGCGAUCCACGC